AUGGCCCUGGUGACCCUGCAGCGCUCGCCCACGCCCAGCGCCGCCUCCUCCUCCGCCAGCAACAGCGAGUUGGAGGCUGGCAGCGAUGAAGAUCGCAAGUUAAACCACAGCUUAAGUGAGAGCUUUUUCAUGGUGAAAGGAGCAGCCCUCUUCCUACAGCAGGGAAGCAGCCCUCAAGGCCAGCGGAGUCUUCAGCACCCCCACAAGCAUGCAGGGGACCUGCCUCAGCAUCUUCAAGUCAUGAUCAACCUUCUGCGUUGUGAAGAUAGAAUCAAGCUGGCCGUGCGCUUGGAGAGUGCCUGGGCGGAGCGGGUCCGCUACAUGGUGGUGGUGGACAGCAGCGGGCGCCAGGACACGGAGGAGAGUAUCCUGCUGGGAGUUGACUUCUCCAGUAAGGAGAGUAAAAGCUGUACCAUCGGGAUGGUUCUCCGCCUGUGGAGCGACACAAAGAUCCACCUCGAUGGAGACGGUGGGUUCAGCGUCAGCACCGCCGGGAGGAUGCACGUCUUCAAGCCUGUGUCUGUCCAGGCCAUGUGGUCUGCCCUGCAGGUCCUGCACAAGGCCUGUGAGGUGGCGCGGCGGCACAACUACUUCCCGGGGGGCGUGGCGCUGCUCUGGGCCUCCUACUACGAGAGCUGCAUCGGCUCCGAGCAGAGCUGCAUCAACGAGUGGAAUGCCAUGCAGGACCUCGAAUCCACGAGGCCCGACUCCCCCGCCCUGUUCGCAGACAAGCCGACCGAAGGGGAAAGGACGGAGCGUCUCAUCAAAGCCAAACUCCGGAGCAUCAUGAUGAGUCAAGACCUGGAGAACGUGACCUCCAAAGAAAUUCGUAAUGAAUUAGAGAAACAGAUGAACUGUAACCUGAAAGAAUUCAAGGAAUUUAUAGACAACGAGAUGCUCCUUAUCUUGGGACAGAUGGACAAGCCCUCUCUCAUCUUCGACCAUCUUUAUCUCGGCUCUGAAUGGAAUGCAUCCAACCUGGAGGAACUGCAGGGCUCAGGCGUUGACUAUAUUUUAAACGUCACUAGAGAAAUAGAUAACUUUUUCCCUGGCUUAUUUGCUUACCAUAACAUCCGAGUCUAUGAUGAAGAGAGCACAGACCUCCUCGCACACUGGAACGAGGCGUACCAUUUCAUAAACAAAGCAAAGAGGAACCACUCCAAGUGCCUGGUCCACUGCAAAAUGGGCGUCAGUCGCUCGGCUUCCACCGUCAUAGCCUAUGCAAUGAAGGAAUUUGGCUGGACCCUGGAGAAAGCCUACAACUACGUGAAGCAGAAACGCAGCAUCACGCGCCCCAACGCAGGCUUUAUGAGGCAGCUGUCUGAGUAUGAAGGCAUCCUGGACGCCAGCAAGCAGCGGCACAACAAGCUGUGGCGCCAGCAGGCCGACGACAGCUGCUUCCAGCAGCCUGGGGAUGACCCCGCGGGGCCUGGGGACUUCCAGCCAGAGACCCUGGACAGCACCCGAGAAGCCCAGCCACCCUGCUUGGACGCCGCUGGCCCCCCGCCUGCGUUCCCGGGCAGCGGGGCGCUCGGGGGCCCCGCUCUGCCCUGCUGCUUCCGGCGACUGUCAGACCCUCUGCUGCGGGCCCCCGACGACGAGACGGGCGGCCCUGUCCACCUGGAGGAUCUGGAGAGGGACGCUCUGCUGGAGGAAGCCACUCAGCUGGCAGAGGCGUCCCAGCCAGCCAGACCACCCCCAGAAGGCCCCGGGCUCUGCGAGAGGGAAGUGAGGAAGAAACCAGAGCCUGGGGGCCCCCAGGCCCAGGGUGGCUCCUCGCCGCAGGCGGAGGAGAUGGAAAGGGAGGAGGCCUUGGGAGCCGGGAGGUGGGGGCGGCCCGCAGCCCAGCUCGGUAACCUGUUCAACCAGGAAAACCUAAACAACAACAACAGCAAGCGGAGCUGCCCGGAUGACUUUGAGCAUGACGCGAUCUUUGGGAUCCUUAACAAAGUGAAGCCUUCCUACAAAUCCUGCACCGACUGCAUGUACCCUGCAGCUGGCGGGAACCCCGAGGCCUUCGGGGAGCGAUGCAAGAAUCCCGGUGCUCCUGCCAUCUGCACCCAGCCCACCUUCCUACCCCACCUCACGUCUUCCCCCGUGGCCAGCAGAUCCCGAGCUUUGGAGAAACUGGCCUCUGUCCCAACCGAAACCGCCUCCUUCCUACCACCAACAGGCUCGAGGAGGCCAGACUCCAGUGGUCCAGGGGCCGGGGCUGCCCCGGAGCCCCCAGCCAGCCUUCCGGAACCUUCCAGAGAGAUUCACAAAGCCCUACCAAAGUCCCUCCUCGUGAAAAAUUCUCACUGUGAUAAGAACCCUCCCGGCUCGGAAGCAGUGAACGAAGACUCGCCACCCAAGAGAGAUCCGAAGCUGGCCAAGGACCUGCGGCUCCUGUUCAGCAAAGAGGCCGAGAAGCCCACGAGCAGCAGCUACUUGAUGCAGCACCAGGAGUCCAUCAUCCAGCUGCAGAGGGCGGGCCUGGUCCGAAAGCACACCAAAGAGCUGGAGAGGCUGAAGGGCACGCCGGCUGAGCUGGGGGCCCCCUGCCGGGACAGCCCGGCUGCCAUCCCUGAGGAGAACCCGGACUCGCCUCUGCCCGGCCAAGCCCCGGGCCCCGAGAAACCUGAGGCCGGCCCCCCUCUGCUAGAGGGAGCCCUGCUGAAGAGCCCCCCGCCCUUCCUCUGCCGCCCGGACCACGCCAGCCACUUCUCCAAAGACUUCCUGAAGACCAUCUGCUACACCCCCACCUCAUCCUCCAUGAGCUCCAACCUGACGCGGAGCUCAAGCAGCGACAGCAUCCACAGCGUCCGCGGGAAGCCAGGGCUAGUGAAGCAGCGCACGCAGGAGAUCGAGACCCGGCUCCGGCUGGCGGGCCUCACCGUCUCGUCCCCGCUCAAGCGCUCCCACUCCCUGGCCAAGCUCGGCAGCCUCAACCUUUCGACUGAGGACCUGUCUAGCGAGGCCGACGUGUCCACCGCAGCCGACUCCCAGGACACCAGGUUGAGCGAGUCUUCCCUCUUGCACGAGCCCCUGGCAGCCACCAAGAGUCCGGCCACAACCUCGAAACCAUCAGGGAAAUCUGCCCUGGAAAACUUGAAAAGCCCUUCAUGGCCGGGCAAAAGCUGA
This is a messenger RNA of Rangifer tarandus platyrhynchus (Svalbard reindeer), 3123 nucleotides long. The record is from the annotation of a GenBank genome assembly. Lineage: Eukaryota; Metazoa; Chordata; Mammalia; Artiodactyla; Cervidae.